Messenger RNA from Pseudophryne corroboree (corroboree frog), 4378 nucleotides. Its product is annotated as zinc finger protein 850-like. Gene Ontology annotation, molecular function: DNA-binding transcription activator activity, RNA polymerase II-specific; RNA polymerase II cis-regulatory region sequence-specific DNA binding. NCBI's taxonomy places the organism in Eukaryota, Metazoa, Chordata, Amphibia, Anura, Myobatrachidae. Bases 39 to 4355 code for a protein of 1438 amino acids. The transcript is spliced from 3 exons. Gene Ontology annotation, cellular component: nucleus. Gene Ontology annotation, biological process: regulation of transcription by RNA polymerase II. The record is from RefSeq and is a predicted model, not a curated record.
GUGGACACACAAGCAGGAAUAUCUCAGAAGGACAUCUAAUGUUAUCCCCGGAUUGUGACAUAAAAGAUAAUGACAGUAGACAGGAUUCUCCAGGAGAUAACCCCAUUACCACAAUUAUACAUCCAGCUCUAUCAGCUGGUCCCUCUGAUCCUGGGAAAUGUUCUCCUGAUCACUCUGAUAUUGGUGCAUCUGUUACAGCUCUGACAGUAGAUACAGUGUUUCCCUGUUCUAUAGAUGCCAAAUGUUUUACACAGAACACAAAGCCUAUUAAACCACACACAGGUAAGGUAGGUGAAAGGCCACUGAUAUGUUCAGAGUGUGGAAAAUGUUUUACAAAGAAAUCAUAUCUUGUUAUACAUCACAGAAUUCACACAGGUGAGAAGCCAUUUCCAUGUUCUGAGUGUGGGAAAUGUUUUACACAGAAAUCACAUCUUGUUAGACAUGAGAGAAGACACACAGGUGAGAAGCCAUUUUUCUGUUCCGAGUGUGGGAAAUGUUUUGCACAGAAAUCAGCUCUUGUUAGACAUGAGAGAGAGCACACAGGUGAGAAGCCAUUUCCAUGUUCUGAGUGUGGGAAAUGUUGUGUAAGUAAAUCACAACUUGUUACACAUCUGCGCAGUCACACAGGUGAGAAACCUUUUCCAUGUUCUGAGUGUGGGAAAUGUUUUGCAUGUAAAUCAGAUCUUGUUAUACAUCACAGAAGUCACAUAGGUGAGAAGCCAUUUUCUUGCUCUGAGUGCGGGAAAAGUUUUACAUGGAAAUCCAAUCUUGUUAGACAUCAGAGAGAGCACACAGGUGAGAAGCCAUUUCCAUGUUCUGAGUGUGGGAAAUGUUGUGUAAGUAAAUCACAACUUGUUACACAUCUGCGCAGUCACACAGGUGAGAAACCUUUUCCAUGUUCUGAGUGUGGGAAAUGUUUUGCAUGUAAAUCACAUCUUGUUAUACAUCACAGAAGUCACACAGGUGAGAAGCCAUUUCCAUGUUCCGAGUGUGGGAAAUGUUGUGUAAGUAAAUCACAACUUGUUACACAUCUGCGCAGUCACACAGGUGAGAAACCUUUUCCAUGUUCUGAGUGUGGGAAAUGUUUUGCAUGUAAAUCAGAUCUUGUUAUACAUCACAGAAGUCACAUAGGUGAGAAGCCAUUUUCUUGCUCUGAGUGCACGAAAAGUUUUACCUGGAAAUCCAAUCUUGUUAGACAUCAGAGAGAGCACACAGGUGAGAAGCCAUUUCCAUGUUCUGAGUGUGGGAAAUGUUGUGUAAGUAAAUCACAACUUGUUACACAUCUGCGCAGUCACACAGGUGAGAAACCUUUUCCAUGUUCUGAGUGUGGGAAAUGUUUUGCAUGUAAAUCAGAUCUUGUUAUACAUCACAGAAGUCACACAGGUGAGAAGCCAUUUUCUUGCUCUGAGUGCGGGAAAUGUUUUACACACAAAUCACGACUCGUUACCCAUCAGCAAAGUCACACAGGUGAGAAGGCAUUUCCAUGUUCUGAGUGUUGGAAAGGUUUUGCACACAAAUCACAUCUUGUUAUACAUCAGAGAACUCACACAGGUGAGAAGCCAUUUUCUUGCUCUGAGUGCGGGAAAUGUUUUUCACAGAAAUCAGUUCUUGUUAUACAUCACAGAAGUCACACAGGUGAGAGGCCACUGAUAUGUUCUGAGUGUGGGAAAUGUUUUACAAAGAAAUCAGCUCUUGUUACACAUCAGAGAAGUCACUCAGGUGAGAGGCCGUAUUCCUGUUCUGAGUGUGGGAAAUGUUUUACACAGAAAUCAUCUCUUGUUACACAUCAGAGAAGUCACACAGGUGAGACGCCGUGUUCCUGUUCUGAGUGUGGGAAAUGUUUUGCAUGGAAAUCAGAUCUUGUUACACAUCAGAGAAGUCACACAGGUGAGAAGCCAUUUUCAUGUUCUGAGUGUGGGAAAUGUUUCGCAUUUAAAUCAGUUCUUGUUAAACAUCAGAAAAGUCACUCAGGUGAGAAGCCGUUUUCCUGUUCUGAGUGUGGGAAAUGUUUUACACAGAAAUCAGCUCUUGUUACACAUCAGAGAAGUCACACAGGUGAGAAGCCAUUUUCAUGUUCUGAGUGUGGGAAAUGUUUCGCAUUUAAAUCAGUUCUUGUUAAACAUCAGAGAAGUCACACAGGUGAGAAGCCGUUUUCCUGUUCUGAGUGUGGGAAAUGUUUUGCAUGGAAAUCACAUCUUGUUACACAUCAGAGAAGUCAUACAGGUGAGAAGCCGUAUUCCUGUUCUGAGUGUGGGAAAUGUUUUACACAGAAAUCAGCUCUUGUUCCACAUCAGAGAAGUCACACAGGUGAGAAGCCGUUUUCCUGUUCUGAGUGUGGGAAAUGUUUUGCAUGGAAAUCAGAUCUUGUUACACAUCAGAGAAGUCACACAGGUGAGAAGCCAUUUUCAUGUUCUGAGUGUGGGAAAUGUUUCGCAUUUAAAUCAGUUCUUGUUAAACAUCAGAAAAGUCACUCAGGUGAGAAGCCGUUUUCCUGUUCUGAGUGUGGGAAAUGUUUUACACGGAAAUCAGAUCUUGUUACACAUCAGAGAAGUCACACAGGUGAGAAGCCAUUUUCAUGUUCUGAGUGUGGGAAAUGUUUCGCAUUUAAAUCAGUUCUUGUUAAACAUCAGAAAAGUCACUCAGGUGAGAAGCCGUUUUCCUGUUCUGAGUGUGGGAAAUGUUUUACACAGAAAUCAGCUCUUGUUACACAUCAGAGAAGUCACACAGGUGAGAAGCCGUUUUCCUGUUCUGAGUGUGGGAAAUGUUUUGCAUGGAAAUCAGAUCUUGUUACACAUCAGAGAAGUCACACAGGUGAGAAGCCAUUUUCAUGUUCUGAGUGUGGGAAAUGUUUCGCAUUUAAAUCAGUUCUUGUUAAACAUCAGAGAAGUCACACAGGUGAGAGGCCAUUUCCGUGUUCUGAUUGUGGGAAAUGUUUUACAUACAAAUCGAAUCUUCUUAGACAUCACAGAAGUCACACAGGUGAGAAGCCAUUUCCAUGUUCUGAGUGUGGGAAAUGUUUUGCACACAAAUCAGAUCUUGUUCAACAUCACAGAAGUCACACAGGUGAGAGGCCAUUUCCAUGUACUGAGUGUGGGAAAUGUUUUGCACGGAAAUCACAUCUUGUUGAACAUCAGAGAAGUCACACAGGUGAGAAGCCAUUUCCAUGUUCUGAGUGUGGGAAAUGUUUUGCACACAAAUCAGAUCUUGUUUCACAUCAGCAAAGUCACACAGGUGAGAAUCCAUUUCCAUGUUCUGAGUGUGGGAAAUGUUUUGCACACAAAUCAGAUCUUCUUAGACAUCAGAGAAGUCACACAGGGGUGCAGCCAUUUUCCUGCUCUGAGUGUGGGAAAUGUUUUUCCUGGAAAUCGCAACUUGUUACACAUCAGCGAAGUCACACAAGUGAGAAGCCAUUUCCAUGUUCUGAGUGUGGGAAAUGUUUUGCACAGAAAUCACUUCUUGUUAUACAUCAGAAAAGUCACACAGGUGACAAUCCAUUUUCUUGCUCUGAGUGCAGGAAAUGUUUUACCCAGAAAUCACUACUUGCUACACAUCAGCGAAGUCACACAGGUGAGAAGCCAUUUCCAUGUUCUGAGUGUGGGAAAUGUUUUGCACACAAAUCAGAUCUUGUUAAACAUCACAGAAUUCACACAGGUGAGAAGCCAUUUCCAUGUUCUGAGUGUGGGAAAUGUUUUGCACACAAAUCAGAUCUUGUUUCACAUCAGCGAAGUCACACAGGUGAGAAGCCAUUUCCAUGUUCUGAGUGUGGGAAAUGUUUUGCACACAAAUCAGAUCUUGUUACACAUCAAAGAAGUCACACAGGUGAGAAGCCAUUUCCAUGUUCUGAGUGUGGGAAAUGUUUUGCACACAAAUCAGAUCUUCUUAGACAUCAGAGAAGUCACACAGGUAAGAAGCCAUUUUCUUGCUCUGAGUGUGGGAAAUUUUUUGCACUCAAAUCAUUUCUUGUUAGACAUCACAGAAUUCACACAGGUGAGAAGCCAUUUCCAUGUUAUGAGUGUGGGAAAUGUUAUGCACACAAAUCAGAUCUUGUUUCACAUCAAAGAAGUCACACAGGUGAGAAGCCAUUUCCAUGUUCUGAGUGUGGGAAAUAUUUUGCACACAAAUCAAAUCAUCUUAGACAUCAGAGAAGUCACACAGGUGAAAAGCCAUUUUCUUGCUCUCAGUGUGGGAAAUGUUUUUCCCGGAAAUCAAAACUUGUUAUACAUCAGCGAAGUCACACAGUUGAGAAUCCAUUUCCAUGUUCUGAGUGUGGGAAAUGUUUUACACAGAAAUCACAUCUUGUUAAUCAUCAGCAAAGUCACACAGGUGAGAGGCUAUUUCCAUACUCUGAGAAAUAAAUCAGCUCUUGUUGCACAAAAUA